UACAGAAGAUGACUUAACUGUAAAAUUGUCAGAAAUAGUUCAGACAAAUACUAAUAUAACAGCUGCACUAUCUAAAGGAGUUACUAUUUCACAAUUAAUGGAACAAUGGGAUUAUUUGCAACUUACAAUUGCAAUGUACAUAAAUAGUGAGAUGGCAGGAUUAGGAAAUAUGGUGGGGAUAAAACCAAGUAGAGGUUUAUGUCAGAGAUUAAAAGGAAAACAAGGCAGAUUUUGUGGAAAUUUGUCUGGUAAAUGCGUUGACUUUUCUGGCCAUACAGUUGCAGUACCAGAACUUGUUGCAAAAAUUUUGACAUAUCCAGAAAGAGUUUUUGCUCAUAAUAUUGUAAAAUUACAAAAAUGUAUUAUAAAUGGUGCAGAUAUUCAUCCUGGUGCUAAUUUUAUUAAACAUAAAAAUGGUGGCAAGAGGUUUGUGAAAUAUGCUGAUCAAUCAGUAAGAGAAGCAAUUGCUGCUGAACUGCAAAUUGGUGAUGUGGUGGAGCGUCAUCUGAGAGAUGGGGAUGUUGUCUUAUUUAAUAGACAACCUUCUCUUCAUAAACUUAGUAUAAUGGCACAUUAUGUAGU
This is a messenger RNA of Entrophospora candida, 582 nucleotides long. Lineage: Eukaryota; Fungi; Glomeromycota; Glomeromycetes; Entrophosporales; Entrophosporaceae. The record is from the annotation of a GenBank genome assembly.